Molecule: messenger RNA, 2322 nt
Organism: Cadophora gregata
Lineage: Eukaryota; Fungi; Ascomycota; Leotiomycetes; Helotiales; Ploettnerulaceae
Exons: 2
Coding region: 1-2322 (773 amino acids)
Biological process (GO): TORC2 signaling
Cellular component (GO): plasma membrane; TORC2 complex; cytoplasm
Molecular function (GO): phosphatidylinositol-4,5-bisphosphate binding
Source: RefSeq, a predicted model, not a curated record
AUGAACACUGCUGGGUUCAAAGCUGCUGGCUGGCGACCGAAUCCCGCGAAUAUAAAACGUACGCAUUCCCCGCCAAUACCGACUGCGAUAGCAUCCGAGUACUUCCAAGCACCACCGAGAUCUAUCAGUUUGGGCCAAAAUGGGCUCGAGGACGAUGUUGAGGAAGGCGGAAUGGUCACAGGUGGAGGAGUGGAUACAGUUGGACCUGGCAUUGCUACUAAGAGACGACGCAGACGAGAACAGAUGGAGGAGGAAGAUAGCAGUGAUUUAAGUGAUGAGAGCGACGAUGAAGGCGACCAGCGAGCUGCACAGCAGAUCAAGUUUUCCAAGAUGCCAAUUCGGAACCGCUCGGGCUCUUCACCACUUCGUGGCUCGAAUUUGCGACAAUCUUCAACGGUUACGUCGCCAUCACGGACGCCAGGUGGCCAGGCUAGAAGAGGUUCUCAAUCGGCAUUAGAAGCAGUGAAGGAACGUGCGAGGAGAGAUACUGUCACUAGCAGUGAGAUGUCAUCUGAGAACGAGUUCGAUGCAUCUGCUUUUCAACGGCAGCGGGAUGCUUCGAGGAAUGCUGCAAAAGCUAGUAGGGCUCUCGCACGGCAUACUUCGGAUCCCAAUGUGGGAGUGAAGAGGCAGCAGAGUGAUUUGCUUGAGGAGGAAGAGGAGGACUCGGAUGGAUCCGAGUCAGGAAUGGAUUCUGAUUUCGUUGGAAGUAUUGACUCAGCAUCUAUUAUUGAUGGUGUAGAUGCUCCUGUCAACGCCUCACCUACUCAUGUUGUCGGUACUAUGCCUAGAGGUCUGCAGCGGUCUCCAACGAAGAAGUCAAAGCCCGCACCACCUGUUCUGCAAGCGCUUCCGCCACCAAGACCGAUUAGCAUGAUCCAGCCUAAAAGUCUUCUUUCUGCUGCCAUCAAGGCCAAACGAACCAAGGCUUCGAUGCCGUUCGAGUCAUUCGCAUCUUUAUCUGGUCAAGGAGAACCAAACCCAUUGAAUCUCAGGAUCUGGGCUCCGUUCGCAACAUCUACAAGCAAACCUUUUGAGGUCAUUAUUCGCAGAAGUGUUCAUGAGAACGAGGCUAAUGACAGACCUGUCGCGGUAGCGGAUUUGAUUGGACUAAGUCUUUGGAGAUAUACGGAGGAGAAACUAGAUCCUCCCAUUCCAGACGACAAACUCAAUGUCAAUAGAUGGACUCUACGGAUGGUGGAGGAUGAGGAGGUUGACUACGAUUUCCCGGCACUGGAACGAAAUAAACCGAUUGUUGCUUUUACAACAGCGAAUAACCGAGCAGCCAGGUCAAGAUCAAAUUCCAAGCCUUACGAUGAAUUCGCUUUGGUCGAGGCAACUGAUGAACAAUUCCAAGAGAACCAGGCCAUUACUCCACAGUUUAAACAAGAAGCUGUCGCUUCUGCCAGCGACGAUGAUUUCAUGCCAAAGAAUACCCCUACAUUGUCCUCGUCCACGCCUCUGGCCGGCACACAGCCUCGCUUGAAUCCACUAUUGACAACAAUGUCUGCGCUCCGUUCCAAUGCAACUCUAGCAGAUUCGCCUGCAGUUGGGACUGUUGCUACACCCGCUGCAAGGAACAGUGUCAAAAAGCUUUUGCGGAUCCACAUACAUUCUGCAGACGCUGCUCCAGGUCAAAUGAUCACUUUGGAUGUCACGACAGACACGUACUUGGCUGAUGUACUGGAUGUUGUCUGUAAACGGAGACAACUGGACAAAGCUAAUCAUGUUUUGAAGUUGACAGGAACUGGCACUGUCGUACUCUUGGACCGUACAGUUGAAUCGAUUGGCAAUCGCACAGAACUCGAUCUGUACCGUCGCCGAUUUGCAACAGAUGGGCCAUUGACUAUGUCGGGAUCCCCGAGUAGCAGUUCGCCCAAGAUACCAAUGAUGACCGAGAGACCUGAUGUUCGAAAGAUCAGGAAGGGGCCCAUGAUGGGAAAUCAUCCACUUGCUCAAGAGGCAAUCAAGCAGGAUGAACUCGGAAGUGCGAAUUACAGGAAAUACACAGUGUGGCGGAAGCAGCCUAUGCGGUUCGUGGGAUUGAACGAGCGAAUAUUGGCAAUUGAUGGUGAAUAUUUGCAUAUCAUGCCUACAUCUACUGGGAAGACUAUGUUUGAAGGCCAGGGCAAAACGACCACAGUGCACUUUAGUAAAGUCGUUGGAUGCAAAGUCACGCGAAGGCAUCCGACGAACUUCAAGAUCGUGAUAUACAAAACGACAGAAACCAAACGAUAUGACUUCGAGGCCAAGAGUGCCGAUGAAGCAGCAGAGAUCGUCUUCGAAAUCAAGAAAGGCAUCUCGCCGUACCACAACAUAUGA